AUGGCGUUCUUGCCGUUGCUUGACGCUGCGAACAAGCGACAGCCACCGUCGACUCCCGGCACAAUCUCACCCCCAAGGGCUCAAGUCAUCGUCAAUUCGUCGAUUGCUGGAUGGUUUCAUGUGGUGUAUCCAAGUGUCCCAUAUACAUUAACCAAGCCCGCUCUGACGCAGAUGGUCAAGUUGCUUUCGACAACGUUUGCGCCCCAUGAUAUCCGUGUUAACGGUAUUGCACCGGGCGUCUACGCAACUGAGUACAUUUCGAGCUUAUACGGUGGCUAUGAACGCAUUACAUCUUACGGGAGAUAUUGUGGGGCUUCUCCUCUAUAUGGCGAGUGUUUCUGGGGGAAAUCUCAACGGUAG
Messenger RNA from Aspergillus chevalieri, 360 nucleotides. RefSeq lists its product as uncharacterized. The transcript has a single exon. The record is from RefSeq and is a predicted model, not a curated record. Lineage: Eukaryota; Fungi; Ascomycota; Eurotiomycetes; Eurotiales; Aspergillaceae. Bases 1 to 360 code for a protein of 119 amino acids.